This is a messenger RNA of Phycodurus eques (leafy seadragon), 5295 nucleotides long. It is a transcript of the gene arhgef1, whose product is annotated as Rho guanine nucleotide exchange factor (GEF) 1b. Gene Ontology annotation, biological process: intracellular signal transduction; G protein-coupled receptor signaling pathway. Gene Ontology annotation, cellular component: cytoplasm. The transcript has 30 exons. Gene Ontology annotation, molecular function: guanyl-nucleotide exchange factor activity; G protein-coupled receptor binding. The record is from RefSeq and is a predicted model, not a curated record. The coding region runs from base 142 to 3234 and encodes 1030 amino acids. NCBI's taxonomy places the organism in Eukaryota, Metazoa, Chordata, Actinopteri, Syngnathiformes, Syngnathidae.
CCGCCUACCUUUGCUCACUUCACUUCACUUCAUGACACACGGCAACUUUUCGCAACACGAAACCUUAUUUAGAAGCUCGGACAGACGUUUUCUCCUUCUUUGCGGCAGGGCGUGUUUGGGGCUCGGUGCUCGGACCCAGCCAUGAACAUCAUUGGGGCUGAGGACGAGGACUUUGAGAAUGAUCUGAACGACGUGGUGGAUGAGCAAUGUUUGUUCAGCAGCAUCGAAAUGCUGAAGGAGCGGCCCACCCACCUGCUGGUCCUCUUGCAGCAUGUCAUCCUCCAGUUUGACCCUGCACCGCUGCUUUGUUACCUCCACGCGGACCUCUUAAAGAACCUCAAUGCCAAAGAAACCAAGAAGCAGUUUGUGGAGUUCUACAACACCUUCUUGGACAAGGGCGCAAUCCUCAGAGUCACAGUCCCUCCCGUCAUAGCCACUGAACUUGACCGGACGCGCCCGGACAUGCUGUCUGAAGACCUCCAAAGACGCUUCGCCUAUGAGGUCCAGUUUGAGCAGGCCGCUGAGGUGGCCAAGCAGCUGGAGGACUUCAGGAAAAAGAGGAAGAUGGGGAUGACGCCCAACGAGGCGGAGCUGAUUGACGUGGAGAACCACUACCCCACAGACCGCAUCCCCAUGGAGAUGAAGGAGAAGUCGGUGGCCGAGAACCUGCUGGACAAGAUGUCUGAGACGCAACCGACCAUAGUUUCAGAUGAAGAGAAAUGCCAGUCCAUCUUUUCAGCGGUGGCCUACUUCAUGAAGCACCUUGGGGUGAAGACCCGGGCGGCUGACAACAAGAAGUCCCGAGGGGGCUUCUUCCGUAGACAGCUGGUCAAGAACAAGAAGGACGAGUCCACAAAGACCAAACCCAGGGGUGGCUUCCCUGGGAUACCUAGCUGGAUCGCGGGUAACCCUGAGGUCAAACCUAAAAUGGAAGCCGAAGUGGACAAGGAGAAAGGGAGUCAGGAGCGUAAAGGUCCAACGCCUAUCCGUGGUUCCUUCACCGACCCGGCGGCGCCCACACUCCCCUGCAGAAAGUCAGGGUCUGGAUCCGGCGGCGGCGGCGGCGGCUCCAUCACCUUGCCUACAGUGGAGAUCACGGAGGGCUCGGGCAACAACGCCAGCAUGAGCAGCAGCCCCGAGGCUCUGCAGUCCGAUGGCUUCUCCAGCAAUCGUCUGGAGCCACUAAUCUUUCCCGAAUUGACUGACGGAUCCCCGUGGGAGCCCUUCUUGAUCAGCGACACCCCCGUGGAGGAAAGCCUGGAGAAAGACAGACGCAAGACAAGUAAGAAGGUCGCGCGUAGCGAGAGUGCUCGCGUGGACCGACACCCAUCACGGCGUCGCAGCUCCUCCCGGGCCAAACAGUACCGCUCUCGUAGCAACGUGGACCUGCAGUUGCCUUCCACCAUGACGACCGUAGCAUCAUCGCUCAGCCCCCAUUUCAAUGAAGGACCCAUUCCAGUGGCUGAAGGCUCCGGCUUGUCGCCUGUCAGUCCCUCUCCUCCCGAGGAGAUGGAGCCCCGCCUGCUGGAGUUCGAGCAGGACCCGCCUAACUGGAGGGAGCUGGCCUCCCCGGAAGCUCUGUCGGGCCUCAGCAAGAAGGAGACCAAGAGGCAGGAGGUCAUCAACGAGUUGUUCGCCACAGAGCACGCCCAUGUGCGCAUGCUGAGUGUCCUUCAGAUGGUCUUCUCCAAGCCUCUGGAGCGAGAGGAGCUCCUCACCGCCACCGAGCUGGCCACCAUCUUCCCCAACCUGGACGAGAUCAUAGAAAUGCACUAUCACUUCUACGAGAACCUGAAAAAACUUCGUCUGGAGGACAAGUUUAUCGUCAAAUCCAUCAGCACCACCGUCCUCAACAGAUUUGAGGGCACGGAAGGGGAAUGGUUCCAGAAGCUGGCGGCCCGUUUUUGCAGUCACCAGUCGUGGGCCCUGGACCAGAUCAAGAGCAGGCAGAAGAAGGAGCCUCGCUUCAACUCCUUUAUCCAAGAGGCGGAGAGCAAGCCGCAGUGUAGGAGGCUGCAGCUCAAGGACAUCAUUCCCAUCGAGAUGCAGAGGCUCACCAAGUAUCCGUUGCUAUUAGAGAACAUCGCCAAGAACACAGACGAUCCCAGUGAGAAGGCGCUCAUCCAUCAGAGCGCCGAGUGCUGCAGAAAGAUCCUCAAUCACGUCAACGAGGAGGUCAAAGAGAUGGAGAACCUUCUGACGCUCAAGGAUUACCAGCGGCGACUGGACACGUCGGGACUCAAGCCCAGUAAUGAGCUUUAUACAGAAUAUAAGAACAUUGAUCUGACCCAGAAGAAGAUGCUGUAUGAAGGGCCUCUCACUUGGAAAGUCACAAAAGAGAAGGCUGUCGAGGUGCAGUGCGUGCUGCUGGGUGACCUGUUGGUGCUCCUGCAGAGACAGGAUGACAAGAUGGUGCUCAAGUGUCAGAGCAAGAGCAUCAUCGCCAUGCAGGAAGGCAAGCAGAUGCUCAGCCCCAUCAUCAAGCUGGACUCGGUAUUCCUGCGCGAGGUGGCUACUGAUUUGAAGGCCUUCUACGUGAUCUUCACUUGGGACAGCGGCGCUCAGAUCUACGAGCUGGUGGCUCAGUCUGUGGGCGAAAGGAAGCUGUGGACUAAAGUGAUAAAGUCAGCGGUGGAUGAUCUGAAGAAGAGUGGCGCGCCCAUGAGGAUCACACUGCCACCUGGAAGUGGAGCAGGAUUUAGUCCUGGGCUGAGCGCCCCUCAGAGCCCCACAGAGAACGGUGGUUUGAAGAGUAGCGGUGAUCGCGAUAAGGACAGCUUGACAGAUGAUAAGUCAUCCGAUCCCCGGCACUCACUGAUCGACUUCCUGUCUGACAAAGGGUUCGACCUCCUCGCGCACUCCAACAGCUACCGGGAGAAGUUGGCCGCCAACGCUCUGGAUGAAGUCAUGCUGUUGAAGCGGCUGCUGGUCGGGAGCAUCAGUCUGUCGGAGGACAGAGAAAACGGAGAGGAACCCAGUCUAGAAAUGGACAGCUGUCAAUCAACAGAAGGCCUGGAGGAGGAGAAGGAAGGUGUCGUCGCCAAGAGGGACGAGGAGAGCCUCCCCUCGGAGACUGCCAGGCUGGUGUUGUCCCAGGAGAGAAUGGAACAAGUGUGCCGGAGGCUCGUCAGCCUGGAGGGGCAAAUAAAGAGACUCCAGACUGUAGAAGAGGAACAUCACAGGCUGCAGGAGGCCCUUUCUAAGUUCUCGUUAGAGGGCGGUCUCUUUGCCUAAGAUGCCAUCACGCCACCUGCUGGCCACUAGACCGUUAUUUUACUGGUGCUUGUUUGGAGUGCAAGAAGCUUUCCGGAAAUGUCCGCAAACCUUCGCUUCGCUGAGAAAACGCUCGGAGAGAUGCUGGAUAAUUUGCUGGAGGAUGAACAAGGGGAGGAAAAUGGCUUGUACGGCCAGUGCUGUGGAAUGUGUGUGUUUGUGUGCCUGUGUGCCCUUCAUUGCGUUGCAUCGCGUUAUGUUGCAUCGCGUUAUGUUCUAUAGUGUUAUGUUGUAUAGCGUCGCGGAGCAUUACAUUGCAUAAUGUGACGUAGCAUUGUGUUGCGAUGCGUACAGUUAUGUAGCAUAGUGUUGCGCAGUAUUAUGUAAAGGUACGUAGCAUAGUGUUACGUAGAGUUACGUAGUGUAGCGUUAUACUGAAUUGUAUAUCGCUUCGCAACGAUACGCAGCGAAGCGUAGCACUACGUUAUGUUGCAUAGCAUUACGUUACGGUGUUGCGUAGCGUUGCGUGCUUAUACAAAGAAAGGAUUAGAAAGAAAACCAAAAAAGCCCCCUCUUUCGAGUGUUUAUUUGCAGAGAGAUUCCAAAAACAAAAGCGACACAUUGCUCUUUGCUGCUUCCUAUGAAGUGCUGUUCCACACCUACACACCGCUAAAGGAAUCAAAAAUCACAUGAUUGCCAAAAAGAAAUACCUGGAAAGUUUCCCUAGGAAGCUAUUGUAAAGCACUGCUGUGAAUGGCACGGUCCUCAUUCUUUGCCAAAGUACAAUAGAAAUGCACACAUUGUAUUUUAAUAGUUGAAAAUGAUGAGGAAACUGUGUGUGAGGUUAAUUUUCUGGAGGCUUCUUAUCAUAACAGACGUUGUGCUCUUUAGAUAUACUAUGGCCCAACAAGCUGUUAGUAAUGGAGACUUUGGUUGUGUUGACUGUUAUUUAUUCCUUUUUGGGGCUUUGGCUUUACCCGAAUGGACGUGAGGCAACGCUGGGCCUGACCGAGAGCGUGGACGUAGGUAGAUGUGAAGGCUAAUGUAGAACAUGGAACAAAUGGAACAUGGCAAGAACGCAUGGUGACUUUAGUUAUAGCGAGUGAGAUGGAAGCGGAUGAAUGUCAGAGUAGGGUAGGAAAUUCUAAUAAAUAUAACGUAUUUCCUCAACUAGUGGCCGCUCCUUUAAUAGAUGCCAUGCCACAAUUAAUCAUGGAGAGCAUCACGCACUUCAAUCAAUACUCCCUUGAAAUAAUGCAUUUGGAAAACCAAGGGGAAGUAUUUGAGUUCAAAGAUGCAACAUUGUUGAGCCCUUUUUGACUGUGUUGCUAACCAAAACAGCAGAACUUAAAAAGCCAAGUGUGGAAGCUCCCCGCGCACUAUUAAAUAUCUUACGUGGCGACGAGCCAGUAGUGUUUCCAGUGGGGAAAAAAACACUUCCCUCUAAUAGACGCCUCCCUUUUACCGACCGGGGAAAAAAUUGGUAGUGUUGACUCUUAUACCACAGACUAGUUUCUUGUACAGUAUUGAAGCUGAUCGUAUGCAAUGUAACGAUUAACAGCCACGUAAGAAAAACAAUAACUCCCUUAUAAAAACGCCCUCAAAUUGAUACCGCCGUUUUUCCCCUCAACAAACUAACACAGGUAAAUGUAAUGACCUCAAUUCUUUGAUGCCAUCGUUCAGACACUAAAGAGUGCUAUACCUGCUAUUGAGUAACACCCCCACCCCACCACCACUAUUUGCGUAAAUCCACACUGGAGGGCCCCAGCACUGCUACACAUGCAGAUUAGCUCGUGUGUUCUAUUCUUCCCUAAGAGCAACAUCACUUGUAUUGAUGACACACACACACACACACACACAAACACAUAUUUAUAUAUGUAAAAUGUGUAUAAAAAAACAACGCAUAGCGUUAUGUUGUGUUGCGUCGUCCUGCGUAGGGUUCUAUUCACGUAGCGGAGCAGUUACUGGCGUAGCGUUACCUGCUGUCUUGUAACGACCAUUACGUUGCAUUGUGUUGCGCUCGUUGCAGAAAUGAUUACAAAAAAAAAACAGCCCUCUUUUGAAUGUUUGUUUGCUGAGAGG